Messenger RNA from Lytechinus pictus (painted urchin), 360 nucleotides. RefSeq lists its product as uncharacterized. The transcript has a single exon. Lineage: Eukaryota; Metazoa; Echinodermata; Echinoidea; Temnopleuroida; Toxopneustidae. The record is from RefSeq and is a predicted model, not a curated record. Bases 1 to 360 code for a protein of 119 amino acids.
AUGACUAUUCCCAGACUCGAACUGACGGCUGCCACCGUAUCAGCAAAGAUGAGUACAUUUCUAAGGAAAGAAUUGACAGUGGCUAAACCUCAAGAAUUCUUCUGGACAGAUAGUCAAGUGGUCUUGGGUUACAUUCGUAACGAAGCAAGAAGAUUCCAUGUCUUCGUGGCAAAUAGGGUGCAACAGAUACAUGACGAGACAAACCCCAAAAUAUGGUUUUAUGUGAACACAGAAGACAACCCUGCUGAUGAGGCGUCUCGAGGGAUGACAGCAAAGGAGCUCGUUGAAAGUAGCCGCUGGCUGGUUGGACCGAAGUUUCUUCAUGAGAAAGGAGAAUUCAAUUCCUACAGAGCAGUAUAA